Acanthisitta chloris (rifleman) is the source of this 1389-nucleotide messenger RNA. It is a transcript of the gene TSGA10, whose product is annotated as testis specific, 10. The transcript is spliced from 11 exons. The record is from RefSeq and is a predicted model, not a curated record. NCBI's taxonomy places the organism in Eukaryota, Metazoa, Chordata, Aves, Passeriformes, Acanthisittidae. Bases 1 to 1389 code for a protein of 462 amino acids.
AUGGCAAAAAAAAUUUCAUCCAUCCAGAGAGUGAGUUCUGAUCCAGAAGUCUUGAAAAUACUGAGAGAACACGAAGAACUUAAGUCAACUCUGAAAAAAUAUGAGCGUCUGGUUGCAGAAAUUCAGGGUAACUCCAAAGUUCUGACUGCUGAGAGAGACAAAAUUUUCAGUCUUUAUGAACAGGCACAGGAGGAGAUUUCCCAGCUUCGUCAGGAAGUUAUAAAAUGCCCCAGGAACCCUAAAAGCACUGCAGCAGCUCAGGCUGUCUUAAGGCGUGUGGAGAUAGAAAGGGAUAGAGCUCUGUCAGAGCUGCUAAGGAUGACUACGGAACGCGAUAGCCUCAGGGAGCAGCUACAGAUUUCCCAAGCAACUGCGUUUAAUGAGAAGGCUCAUUUGGAACAGAGAAUUGAAGAGCUUGAAACUGCUAUUCAUAAUUUAGACAGUGAACGGUUAGAACAGAUGUCCAAAGUGGCACUGAUGGAGGACAACAUUGAUUCUCUGGAAACUGAGAUGAAAAGAUUGGCCAGAAAAGUACUGGACUCUGAAACUGAGCUGAGUCAACAGAAAGCUGAAUAUGUUUCUCUCAGUUUAUUGCAUGAGAAGACAGAACAGAGUCUUUCAGAAACUCAGCAAAGCCUUGUUAGGAAAAAACAUGAAGUGCAACUUAGCCAAGAGAAAAUUAUGCUUUUGGAUGAAAAAAUUGGUAACUUUUCAAGACAAAGCCUUGUACAACAAGAGGAGAUCUGUGCUUUGAAAAAAACAGUUGCACAGCUUGGUAAGGAGAAGGCAUCUCUGCAAGACUGUGUGGAAGAAGGACAAGACAAGAUUGCUGCUUUUGAGGAAAGCCUGGCAAUUAAAGAGAAAAUAAUUUCAGAUUUCAAGAUUCUGAUUUCUGAGUUGGAGCAUUCCACAAAAAAAUCUGCUGAAACACUCUCCGUCUGUGAGAAAGAAAUCACCAGUUUGCAUCAACAGCUAGAAGAAACCAACAAAGAGCUCACACAGACUAACAGGGACAGAGAAUCACUAGCUCAGGAGAAUGACAGGUUACAAGAGCAUCUUUCUAAUGUUAAACAAGACAUUCAGGUGCUACAUAAAAAACUAGCAAAGUACCAGAAUGAGGCUGAUGUUCUGAAGCUGAAAGCACAGGAUUCAAACACACAUAUUGUCAGGCUGAAGGAUGUUCUGAAGUCUCAAGAGAGAGAGAACCGUGAACUUUUGGAGAAGUACCACAGAGCCCGUGAACAAGGAGAAAUUUGGGAAGCAAAAUGCCAUCAAGCAGAUGCAGAAUUUUCCUCUGCUAGACUGGCACUGGCCAGGGCAGAGUCUGAGAACCACAGGCUGAAGGAGAAAAUAGAGUCCCUUGGAACACAGAUGGAGCAAGUGAGUUGA